Lineus longissimus is the source of this 2509-nucleotide messenger RNA. Its product is annotated as SERPINE1 mRNA-binding protein 1-like. Lineage: Eukaryota; Metazoa; Nemertea; Pilidiophora; Heteronemertea; Lineidae. Gene Ontology annotation, cellular component: nucleus; cytoplasm. The record is from RefSeq and is a predicted model, not a curated record. Bases 92 to 1399 code for a protein of 435 amino acids. Gene Ontology annotation, molecular function: RNA binding. The transcript is spliced from 7 exons.
CUCGCACAUGCAACCAUCUUGAAUUCUGCAGGUAAAGAAGCACAAAUUAACCCAUGAUAAAUCUAUAGCAAUCCUCGAACGAGAGGUAAAAAUGGCAAAGAUGGAAUAUUCGGUGCCCACCCAAAAUCGGUUUGCAGCUGCUCUGUCCGAUGAUGAAGAUCCUAUCCUGGUAAUCCAGCAGUUACAGGAUGAAAAAAACAAAAAACUGGCCGAGGAUAAAGCGAAGAAAGACAAACCAUCACAAAAAUCUGCCAAGGGCAGAAGCAACAAGAAAAUCGCUGUGGCACAACCCGAACCGAAGAGCAAACAGGGCGAUAAUACCCCAACUACUCAGAAGGAUGUUGAGAACCGACCGCCCAGAAGUGCAAACCAAUCAAAGCCCACAGGGGACAGAGAAAAACAGGAGAGAAAUGUGAAAUUCUCCCGUGAAGCUCGCGAAGGUGAUGAUCGUCGACAAGAUCGACGAAACUUCAACAGAGAUGCCGAGAAGUCCUCCUUCUCCGAGUUCAGAGAAAAGUCUGACAGGCCUGAUGGAGAGGAGCGUCGUGGCGGUGGACGAGGCCGUGGAUUCGGACGGGGCCGAGGUGGUGGUCGCGGACGGGGAGGCGGUGAACGAAGUGAUAGGGGAGGCUUUGACCGAUUUGGAAACCGACAAUUCGACCGAAGAAGCGGAAGUGACAAAACGCAAGUCGGCGUAAAAUCUGUUGAGAAACGUGACGGUUUUGGCGCUCAUAACUGGGGUACGAUGAAGGACGAUGUCAAUCCUUCUUCCAGGGGACAAUUGAAUGAUAGUAACGCAUCUGAAGAAAACGUAGACUGGAACGCCCCCAAUGACGACAGCGAAAACAAGGACCCCAACGAGGCUACGACGACGCCCGCUGAGGGAACGACCGAACCGACUGAAGAUGGCGAGACUGAACCAAAGGAAGAGGAAGCACGUGAGAUGACCUUGGAUGAAUGGAAAGCUGAACAAUCUAGACAGAGGUCGAAGCCCCAAUUCAACGUACGCAAGGCUAACGAGGGAGCGGACAGCGGACAAUGGACAAAAUAUCACGUUCUUGACUCGAAGAAGAAAAAGGAAGAUGAGUCCGAGGAAGAAGAAGAUGACGAGGAAUACGAUUAUUCUCAUGGACGAAAGCAACAGGUCACCAACUUGAUCCCGGUCGUGAUCGCUGAUCCCUUUGGACGUGGAGGACGUGGUGGUGGUGGACGUGGACGCGGAGGUCGUGGACGAGGUGGACCAGGUCGAGGAGGUCGCGGUGGUGGUCGUGGUGGUGACCGUGGAGGAGACCGUGGAGGGGAGCGUGGCGGCGAACGCAUGGGUCGUGGAGGCGGCAAGAGGGAGCUACCUCCAGAUGUUAACGACGAAGCUUCCUUCCCCGGGUUGGGAGAGUCAUGAGUUAUUCAUGCACCCGUCAUGAGUCGCAACAUGCCCAGUCGUGAUUGCACCAUGACCUAAACACACGGAGGAGUGAAGUCGGUUUAAAAAAGUUUAUCUAAGGUUAAAAAUAUUGAACUAUGGCAUCUUCAGUUCAAUGAUGUAGUGUACUUGAACUUUGCCAGGACUUGAUGGUUUUAUAUGGUUUACCAAACACACGGAUAUAGGUAUAUAUAAUCAGCUAUUGUGCUUAUUUUUAGCAUGUGCUUUCUGAUGCAUGUGCCAGUUUUUAUGAUGGACAUCUAUUGAGAUGCUAACACAUCAUAUCAGAUGACGUAGUCUGCAUUCAUCGGACAAUGACUGCAUCCAGGAAGACAAUAUGCAUUGACUGACUGAGCAGUCGGCCUAAAGAUGUCGCUGUGUGACAUGGCAGCUGACAGAGUAACACUAGGACUUAAUUAUUCUGGAUCAACCAUAAUGAUCAUGGAUAUAAAUUAUUCGUUUCUCGUGUAAAUACUGCCCGCAGUAUGUUAUUCAUGCGAUGAAGACAGUGCUCAUUUCAUUUCGCUCCUGAUCUCCUGACAUUCAUAUUUCAUUGUAUUUACUCUCGGGUGGGGAGGGUUUUUUCAUCACCAUUUUCACCAGGAUGAUGGUUCAUUCAGUCCACUUUUCAUCACAAAUUGGGAGCAAUAUGAGGAGUCAUUAUGUAAGAUAUCUGUGUUCAUAACAAAAUGUCACACUGUGUUAAAACUUGGAAAUAUGAAAAGGUACAGUGUUUUCCAUACGCCUGUUUUGUUAGGAAUUGUUUUACACUAAUAUACAGCAUUUAUACUAGUGUAAACUAUUUCUCUUUAAAUCACUUUCUCCGAGUGAUUCGGGCAUCAGAAUGCAUUUAGCAGUAUUUUUAUGUUUUUAUUUUCUAAUUAAGAAGACAAUAUUUCUGCCAGAUGAAGUUAGUACCUUUCUGCCGCUGAGGUAAACCAUAAAACCCCUGUGAACAUGUCAUUCAAGGUUCUUUAACCUUAUUCAAUACCUAUAGAAAAAGGGUGUGAUAUAAUGUGCAUAAAACUUUAAAAAUUUUGUUACUAGCAAAAAAAUAUAUAAAUAAAAAUUCCACCUCCAUGCCAGUAA